Molecule: messenger RNA, 1800 nt
Organism: Hansenula ciferrii
Lineage: Eukaryota; Fungi; Ascomycota; Saccharomycetes; Phaffomycetales; Wickerhamomycetaceae
Product: Y+L amino acid transporter
Exons: 1
Coding region: 1-1800 (599 amino acids)
Biological process (GO): amino acid transmembrane transport
Cellular component (GO): membrane
Molecular function (GO): L-amino acid transmembrane transporter activity
Source: RefSeq, a predicted model, not a curated record
AUGGUAUCUUUAACAAAGAAAAUAUCAAGUCUUACUUCCAGGUCUGGAGAUUCAGAUAUUGAAGUUCACGAUAUAAAAAAUAAUUACUUAGAAACUGUUGAAUCUGGAGAUGAAACCUCAGAAUCCGAAAUUCAAGUGAAUGAAAAUGGUGCACCAGUUGAAAAAGUCAAUCCGUUAGGUUACAACAUUGGUUAUGCCUCGCUGAUUUAUCUUGUGGUAUCUGGUGUUAUUGGUACUGGUAUUUUCUCAACACCCGGCACUAUUUUGAAGCAAAUUGGGUCUAUUGGUGGUGCAUAUAUUCUCUGGGUAGUUGGUGCUAUCAUAGCUACAUUAAGAAUCCUGAUUUAUAUUGAAUUUUCAGUUACUAUGCCAAAUAGAUCCGGUGGUGAUACUGCUUACUUAGAACAAGCCUAUCCAAGACCACUUUUCUUGAUCCCAAGUGUUUAUGCAGCUGUCAACGUUAUUUUAUCAUUUUUAAAUAGUUCUGCAAUUGCUUUUGCUCAGUAUAUUUUGAAAGCAGCUGAUGUUGAAGUAACUACAUGGCGCCAAAGAGGUCUCGGGCUUGGAAUUCUGACCUUCACUUGUGUCUUAUCAGCUGUUAGUACUAAAUGGUCUUUAAAAUUAUCAAAUGGUCUUGGUCAUGCUAAGAUUAUAACACUAUUAUUCAUCUCAAUUACUGGCUUUGUUGUUUUAGCUGGUGGCACAAGCGUCAAAAAUCCAACGGCUAAUUUCCAUAAUGCAAUGGAUGGUGCUACACAUGAUCCAAACUCAAUUGCUAAUUCAAUCAUCAAGAUAUCUUUUUCAUAUGGUGGUACAGGUUAUGCUUUCAAUGUUGUCUCUGAACUUAAAGCCAACAGACGUUAUACUGGCUACACAAGAGUUGUUCCAAUUACGUUUUUUUUCAUUUUCUUAUUAUACAUUAUGACAGUCACAGCUUUCUAUUCUGGUGGUGGUACAUUAGAUGAGAUUAAAAAUUCUGGUGUUUUAACUGCUUCCUUAUUUUUCGAAAAUGUUUUCAAGACUAAAGCUGCUACAAAAGCAUUGAGUGUUUUGGUUGCCCUAUCAGCAUUUGGUCAUUUAAUUCCAGCUGUUAUUUCUCAUUCGAGAUCUUUAAGAGAAUGUGGACGUCAAGGUGUUCUACCUUUUAAAAGUUUUUGGGUCUCUACUAAACCAUUUGGUACCCCAUUGGGGCCAAUCCUGGUAACCUGGAUAGUUAAUACUAUUGUAAUGUUAGCUCCACCUGCUGGUGAUGCGUAUAAUUUUGUGAUUGAUUUAGGAUCUUAUACUGGGCAUGUCUUUGAAAUUUUAUUAGCAAUCGGUCUUUUAAGAGUUAGAAAGCAAAGAAAAGAUCUAGGUUUACCACCUGUGAAGUUCAGAGCUCCUUUAGUCAUUAUAAUUAUACAACUUUUAUUCCAAGUAUUUGUCAUCAUUAUGCCACUGGUUCCACCAAAAGCCAAAGAUGGAUCAAUCAAUUUGAAUGGUGGUGAUGUCAGUUUCUUCUAUGCUACAUAUUGUGUUGUAUCUGUUUCAUUGUUGUCAUUAUGUGUUCUUUAUUAUAUUGUUUGGCAAUUUAUUAUUCCUCAUUUCAAAGGUUAUAGACAUAGGGUUGACCGCUAUAAACUGGAGAAUGGAGAAUUAGGUAACAGGGUUGUGAAAAUACCAGUAGGUGAAUUAGAAGAAUGGGAUAAUGUACAUGGUAAAUCCGUCAAGCUCAAUGAUUUAGGUAAACAGGCCGUUAAACGUGUUGAUAUAGUCACCGAUGAGCAGUCUAAAGAUAGCCUGAGACAUAGAGAUGUUUAA